Ceratosolen solmsi marchali is the source of this 3080-nucleotide messenger RNA. RefSeq names its product DENN domain-containing protein 1A. Gene Ontology annotation, cellular component: intracellular membrane-bounded organelle; cytosol. Gene Ontology annotation, molecular function: guanyl-nucleotide exchange factor activity; phosphatidylinositol phosphate binding. Gene Ontology annotation, biological process: endocytic recycling; endocytosis. Lineage: Eukaryota; Metazoa; Arthropoda; Insecta; Hymenoptera; Agaonidae. The record is from RefSeq and is a predicted model, not a curated record. Bases 215 to 3052 code for a protein of 945 amino acids. The transcript is spliced from 16 exons.
UUCUGCUGUCGUUAACGCCCCUGUAUAAAUUCAUUGAUUCAAAACAAAAAAGUAUAGAGGUAUCUAUAUGCCAUUCUAACCCUUUUAAAGUAUAUAUAUGAUUUAAAAUAUGCAUAUUGAUUUAUUUUGAUAUGAGUUGUAAAAACCAUAUGCAUCAACAAGAUGAUAAAUAAAUAUAACAAUCAUAGUAUAAGAUCAUAUAAAAAGUACUAUAAUGGGUUCCAGAUUAAGGGAAAAUGUAAAACAGUUAUUUGAGUGUUUUUGUGAAGUAGCUCAAACAAAUGGAGAGAAACAAGCGUGGAUAACACAAAAGUAUCCUGAAUCAUACGAUGAUUUAGAAAUAUUAAAAUCUGUUCCUAAAUUUGCUUAUCCAUGCGAAGUAGAAAAUUUUGUAGUACAACAUUUUUCAUUUGUACUUACAAGUAUAGAUUCAAAAUGGACAUUUGGAUUUUGUAGACAUGAUCCAAAAACAGAAACAGCUUUAGUUGUUCUUAGUGCUUUACCAUGGCAUGAAAUAUUUUAUAAAUUAUUAAAUUAUAUAGCAACAUUAACCACUAGUAAAAAUGAUACAGAUUUAUGGAAAUUUCUUAAAGAUACUUAUGAGGCUACUAUUCCAAUUUCAGGAGCAUCAAUCAGUAUUUUAUUACCAGAUUCUAAAACUACAUUCAUUUAUCAAAGACCAAAACAAUUCCAACUGCCAAGUAUACCAGAAAAUAGAAAUUUGACAGAGUAUUUUAGUGCAGUUGAUUCUCAUAAUAUGAUGAUUAUAUUUUCCUCAAUGUUAUAUGAAAGACGAAUUAUUUUCACAUCUAAAAGAUUGUCCAGAUUAAGUGCAUGUGUGCAAGCUUGUAAUGCAUUAAUAUACCCAAUGAUUUGGCAACAUAUAUUUAUACCAGUUUUACCUUUUUCAUUAACUGAUUAUUUAUUAGCCCCAAUGCCAUUUCUAAUUGGAGUACCAUCACCAAUACUUAAGCGUGUUCGUCAAAAUGAUUUAGGAGAAGUUGUUAUUCUUAAUGCAGAUGAUAAUACUAUUAAAUCUCCUUUCCAAGACUUGGAAUCUUUACCUCAAGAUGUGGUAACAAAUUUAAGAAAAGCAUUACGUAAUCGACCUGCUCUGCUUGGCGAUGGCGUUUCUAGAGCAUUUUUACGAGCUUUAGUUCAAUUAACAGCUGGUUAUCGUGAAGCGCUUACUUUACAACAAGACCAACAUAAUGACCAUGUACAAAUAACUUUUGAUCAAGAGGCUUUCGUUGAAAAUCGACCUAUUUCCAUGCAACCUUUUCUUAGGAAAAUGCUGGAAUUGCAAAUUUUUCAACAGUUUAUUGAAGAAAGGUUACAUAUGCUGAAUUCAGGGCUUGGUUUCUCAGAUGAAUUCGAAAUGGAAGCUUGCAACUAUUCCGAUAAGUCUGGCCGCAAAUUUAUGCAACAAUAUCGAGAGUGGACUUAUGCUAUGCGUAAAGAAGGUUCUGCUUUCAUUCGUAGUGUUAAAGAUAAGGCGAAUCCUGCUGUAAAAUAUGCUGUAAAAUCGGUUAGAGAUAAAGGAAAAGAUAUGAAGACAGUUUACAAAGGCCUUAGAUGGAAAAAUCGCGUUAGUAGAAACGAGAGUACUAUGCGAUUUCAUCAACCUAGAUCUGCUCCAAAUUCUCCAACACUAGAUAGAAGGUCCAUAUCUUUUUCUUCUUCAACUAUAUCUUCUAGUGGCCGUACGCCGAUAACUAAUUACCGGAAAGAUCUUCGACUUCGCAGUAGUAAUGUCGAAACAAGUAGAAAGCAGUACACAACACUAAAUCCUAAUUUACUGGAUGACCAGGAUUCGCCACCUGAAAGAAUAGAAAUCGAUCUUAUGAAUGAGUUGCAUGAUGUGAUCUUCCCUAAUAUGCCUGCAGUGGACAGAGCUUUGAAACCAGUCUGCAGUUUAGAGAGUUUGAGAUCUGCAUGGAGUGGACAUUUGCGACAUGGUCCUCCACCUAAUCCUAUUCCUUAUGAACAUUAUCAAUUCCCAAAAUGCUUUACAUCUACAGUCAUAGUCCCUGAAGACCUUCGUUUUCAAAACCCAACUCGUCCACUUCUCUUUUCUUCUCAAGUUGUAUCAGGUAAUACAUCUCAAUUAUACAAACAAAAUAAUAGUAGCACGAACUCUCGAGAGAUGAAAUCUAUCAGCUCAAACUUACUUAAAAACAAGACUCCCUUAAUUCAACUCUCCUCUAUUCAAAUGAAUAGUGAUUUGAGUAAAAUAAAAUCUUUCAAUAUCUCAAAUGAGUCCGUCAAUCCAACCAAUCUUUCUAUCAAACGAGAGAAUUUCAACUACGAAAUGCCCAAUGGCAAUUCAAAGGUAAACAGGGAGUUUACGAUGCAUGAAUACAAGAAUGGCAAUAAAAAUACCAAUAACCUUGGAAUAGAAAAUCCACUUGUGAUAUAUUCAAAACCUAGUAUUAUAAACGACAUUUUUACAUAUCAAAACAUAAGCAAUCCUUUCAGUACCAAUCCAUUUUUUAAUUCAUUUCCUGAUCUCCUAUUUCACAUAGAAAACCAUAGAUUGCCUGUCGAAUCACUUUCAUCAUUAAAACAUAUUGAUUCCUGUUCUACACAUCCAAAGGCUAUCUCAUCAGAUGUACAAGAUUUGAUUAAACUAGAUUCAUCAAAUAAUGACGAUUUUGAUCCAUUGCUUUCAAAGUCAUCAAAUGACUUACCUGAUAGCAAUAUUUCUAAAAAAAUAAGCCAGUCUCUUUAUGUACCGGAAAUGAGCGAGGGCUUAAGCAAUCCACUCUAUCCAUAUUUUACUCCGCAACAAUACAAGUCAGAGUUUACAUCUUGUAUUCAACCUAAGGAAUGUGAUGUGGAUCUGCUGCAAGAAUAUGGUCUGGAUUUUAAUAAAUUUAAUUUAUCAAAUGGAAAUUUAAAUACAGAUAAUACAUCAUCCUCAAAGAUGAAGUUACAGUCAAAACAGAAGUCAAAUUUCAAUAAUAGCAUUGAUAAAAAAUCUUUUGACGUAUCUUUUAAUACAUCUCAGCAAACCAUAAAAUCACCAAGCAAUUGGACCAAAUUUGAUUAAACACUAUGUUUGUUAUAUGUUUGAAUUU